This is a messenger RNA of Histoplasma mississippiense, 2640 nucleotides long. RefSeq lists its product as hypothetical. Bases 1 to 2640 code for a protein of 879 amino acids. The transcript is spliced from 7 exons. Gene Ontology annotation, biological process: intracellular protein transport; retrograde transport, endosome to Golgi. NCBI's taxonomy places the organism in Eukaryota, Fungi, Ascomycota, Eurotiomycetes, Onygenales, Ajellomycetaceae. The record is from RefSeq and is a predicted model, not a curated record. Gene Ontology annotation, cellular component: retromer complex; late endosome; retromer, cargo-selective complex.
AUGGCGAGCCCGCCCAAUGUUCCAGAGGAACAGAGCCGCUUGCUUGAAGAUGCCCUCGGGGUUGUACGACAGCAGGCGCAUAUGAUGCGAAGAUGUCUGGAGACACCGGGGAAGCUCAUGGAUGCGUUGAAAUGCGGGUCGACGUUUGUUUCCGAACUCCGUACCCCUAGUCUCGGCCCGAAGCAAUACUACGAACUGUACAUGGCUGUUCAUGAUGCUCUCCGCCAUCUAUCCGUCUACCUCAAAGAGAACCACCCGGUCAAUCAUCUCGCCGAUUUGUACGAGCUAGUGCAAUAUGCUGGAAAUAUCAUCCCGCGCCUGUAUCUUAUGAUUACUGUCGGAACUGUUUAUAUGGGCAUUGAGGAUGCGCCGGUCAAGGAAAUCAUGAAGGAUAUGAUGGAAAUGAGCAGAGGUGUUCAACAUCCAAUCCGUGGUUUAUUCCUGCGAUAUUAUCUAUCUGGCCAAGCCAAGGAUCAUCUACCCACCGGCACCGAAGAUGGCCCGCAGGGCAACAUACAAGAUUCUAUUAGUUUCAUUCUGACUAAUUUCGUGGAGAUGAAUAAACUUUGGGUGAGGCUACAACACCAGGGUCAUUCGAGGGAACGAGAAAUCAGGACACAGGAGAGGAAAGAGCUGGAGCUCCUGGUUGGAAGUAACUUGGUGCGACUGAGCCAAUUGGUAGAUCUGGAAACUUAUAAGUCGAUAAUACUCCAGCCUCUGUUGGAACAGGUUGUACAAUGCCGUGAUGUAUUGGCGCAGGAGUACCUGCUGGAAGUAAUGACGAAGGUCUUCCCAGACGAAUACCAUUUACAUACUCUUGAUCUCCUACUCUCCGCCAUUGCCAGACUAAACCCUCAUGUUGAUAUGAAGAAAAUUGUGAUAGGUUUAAUGGACCGUUUAUCUUCUUAUGCCGCACGAGACUCGGACAAUAACAAUACCCCAGAGAAAAAGAAGCAAUCAGAAGAGGAAGCGACUGCUAGAUUGCUGGAAAAAUUGCGGUUAGCCAAGGAGAAUGAAGCAGCAAAACCUGUUGCUAAUGUGGAAGUUUCUGGAGAGGAUAAGGAAGACACAACAACAGAGUCCAACAAGGAACCAGAUGCCACAGAAAAUGGAGAACAAGAACUCUCACCCGUUGCCAAUGGUGAAGAGGACGUUGGAUCGAAAUCCAAACUAACAGUCGCUAUCAAGCUCUAUGAAAUAUUCUUCGACCAAGUUGUGAGCUUAGUCAGAACAAGAAACCUUCCGAUACAAGACACGGUAGCUCUCUCGGUAUCACUGGUGAAUCUAGCACUGAACAUUUACCCGGCGCGAUUAGAAUACGUUGACCAGGUUCUCGAAUAUGCGACGAAGAAGACAUUGGAGUAUGCCGAUACCGCUGACCUGCAUUCCAGUGCUGCACAGUCAAAUCUCUUAAAUCUACUCCUUGCGCCAAUACGUGCAUAUAUUUCCAUUUUCACAGCGCUUUCACUUCCCAAUUAUAUCCCACUAUUUGCGGCUCAGCCGUACUCCACACGAAGAGCUGUUGCUGGCGAGAUUGCCCGGGGGAUUUUACGAAACCGGACAAUAAUUUCGACAUCGGAACACCUGGACGGUGUGUUACAGAUAUUGAGAGUUUUAAUAAAGGAGGGUAUGCAACAGCCUAUUGGCUAUCCAGGUGCUCCGCAACAACGGCGCUCAGGAGAGACGGAAGAGACAAUUGAGGAACAAGGAUGGCUGGCACGGCUUGUCCACUUCAUCCAAGGCCCGGAUAAUGACACUCAGCUCAAGCUCCUGCAAGAGACAGGUAAAGCUUUUUCAGAAGGAAACGAACGCAUUCGAUACACUACCCCUGCUUUAAUUACUUCCUCCUUGAAGCUAGCUCGUAAAUAUAAGCUGCGCGAGCAUUAUGAUGAUAACUGGCAGGCACAAUCCUCCACACUCUACCGAUUCAUUCACAAAUGCGUCAGCAAUUUAUAUCAACGAGUAAAUCCCGGAUGUGCUGAGCUGUCUCUUCGCCUCUUCGUCCUUUGUGGCCAAGUGGCUGACCAGUGUGGCUUCGAGGAAUUCAGCUAUGAAUUUUUCGCACAAGCAUUCACUAUCUACGAGGAUUCCAUAAGUGAUUCUCGAGCACAGUUCCAAGCUGUAUGCAUUCUCGCGAGCGCACUGCACGGAACGAGGGGAUUUGGAAAAGAAAAUUAUGAUACUCUCAUCACCAAGGCUGCGCUGCACGGCAGCAAACUAUUGAAGAAGCCAGAUCAAUGCCGUGCGGUGUACCUGGCAAGUCAUCUUUGGUGGGCCGUUGAGAACCAGCAGAAAGAGGACGAAGAUGCGAAAGAUCUAUAUCGUGAUGGCAAACGCGUUCUAGAAUGUCUCCAAAGAGCUCUACGAGUCGCGGACGCAUGCAUGGACACAGCAGUAUCCGUGGAGCUUUUUGUCGAAAUUCUGAACCGCUACGUAUAUUAUUUCGAUCAAGGGAAUGAGACCGUGACUACCAAGUACCUGAACGGGCUCAUCGAACUCAUCCACUCGAACCUCGAAACCAGCCAGAAUGACGGCGUGCCAAACUCCAGUCUUGAUAAUCCGAAGCGCCAUUUCCAGCGCACACUGGAUUAUAUCAAGUCGCGAGAGUAUGAGGGCAUUGUGACGGAACCGAGGAUAUAA